This is a messenger RNA of Oppiella nova, 678 nucleotides long. NCBI's taxonomy places the organism in Eukaryota, Metazoa, Arthropoda, Arachnida, Sarcoptiformes, Oppiidae. The record is from the annotation of a GenBank genome assembly.
AUGAUAGACUCGGAAAAGUCGGACAAAGAGUUGGGAUACGAGUCCCACAGCGAUGUCGAUGCGGACGAGUCGACUGAAUCCCUGUCCAAAAAGGACGGUCAACUCACGCCGGACGAGCUCACGGCUCAGGGAAUAGCUUUUUUCAUCGCCGGCUACGACACUACCAGUGCCGCCCUAACCCACGCAAUAUACUACUUGUCUCAACACAAGUUGCAUCAACAAAAACUGUACGAAGAGUUGAAAACAUGCGAUGAGUUUACUUAUGAGAAGCUAGGUCAUUUGAAAUACUUGAACGCAAUCAUCAGUGAGACCCUACGUCUGGCCCCAUCCCUAACCCGUGUCCAAAGGGAAGCCUUGCAGGACUACAAACUCGGAAAUACCGGUAUUACUGUACCAAAGGGCACGUCCAUUGAAAUACUGCCCUACGCUCUACACCGGGACCCGAAGUACUGGCCCAACCCUAAUGACUUCAUACCCGACCGCUUUCUAGAGCCCACACACCAUCCCUAUGCGUACCUACCAUUUGGUGCCGGACCUCGUGUUUGUAUUGGACAACGGUUUGCCUUACAAGAGAUGCGAAUGUGCCUGGCUAAACUCAUUCACGCAUACGAUUUUACCCUGGCUCAGAAAUCUAACUUGGACUACUAUAAUGGUAGUGUCUUAAUGUCACCCAAAAAG